AUGGCAACCGCAUCGAUGAAAGCUGGCCCUGCACGCGUAGAGAAAGGGGAUGACCUCUACGACGUGUUUCGUAAGUCUGCUUUCGCUCAGGGCCACUAUAAUGUUCCUGAGUCUCGAAUCAGGGAUGCUUUUGACGAGGAGCUGAGACAACCCGGUGGCCGCGAAGCUCUUACCAACAUUCUCAAGCAAUGGGGCUCAUAUCCACCAUCGGAAGACUUGAGUAAUGAAUCUCCAGUGGACGAAGCCGUUAUCAAACUUAAUAUUAAUGAAGCAACUGUGGAUAUUACCAUUGGGGAACUCUCCUUGUAUGCGAAGGGACUAUUUAGAGGAGGGUACUUUGGAACAGGACAGUAUGACCUCCGCGGCUUCAUUAAAUACAAUGAUACAGAUGACUUGCAGGGAACCCAAAAGGCGGAAAUGUUCAAACACGAUGAAAAUACUCUCGUUAUGAACAUCUACGCGCCUGAUAACUACAAGAAACUUCUCGCAUACAUUGUGUUAUACAGGCCAAAUUUCCACUUGACUGGCGUGAAGCCUGGUAGGAUCACAUUCAGCCCCCUGACAGUCUAG
Aspergillus tanneri is the source of this 570-nucleotide messenger RNA. RefSeq lists its product as uncharacterized. The coding region runs from base 1 to 570 and encodes 189 amino acids. The record is from RefSeq and is a predicted model, not a curated record. The transcript is spliced from 3 exons. Lineage: Eukaryota; Fungi; Ascomycota; Eurotiomycetes; Eurotiales; Aspergillaceae.